Messenger RNA from Trichoderma aggressivum f. europaeum, 1521 nucleotides. RefSeq lists its product as uncharacterized. The record is from RefSeq and is a predicted model, not a curated record. Lineage: Eukaryota; Fungi; Ascomycota; Sordariomycetes; Hypocreales; Hypocreaceae. The coding region runs from base 1 to 1521 and encodes 506 amino acids. Gene Ontology annotation, molecular function: DNA-binding transcription factor activity. The transcript has a single exon.
AUGGCUGCGCAAAACUCCUCCUCUUCCACCUCUUCUCUUCCUCCUUUCUCCGCGCCCAGCGUUGACAACAGCGGCCGGGUCUAUUACGACUAUGACCAAUCCGUCUCGGUGUCCCAUGUACACAUCCAUGACGACGGUCUCUAUCACCAUCAGCCAAUUGAUCCCCUGCUGCAAGACUCGAGCUCUUCAGACGGACACCAGCAUUCAUGGGACGUGGCAUACCUCGAUCCCAGCCUCGCGUCCAGCGCCUCCAACAUGUACCAGCAUUCAUGCGGACCAAAUGACUCGCCAUACCCCAUCAGCUUCAUUGAAAGCAGCCCAUCCCUUGGCAGCGAGGGCAACUUUGAGAUGGUGGACCCUCCCACUCCGCCAGACGCGCAGAUCAUGUCGCUCGGCAGCCCAUACGACUCCGAUGGCUCAGUUGAGCCACAGGAGAUUAGCUACUAUCCAUGCCCUCAGGAAAGCACAACAUUCUAUCCCAUGGGAAUCAUUGCGCUCAACGACUCGUGCACGUUUGGUGCCAGCCCCUUGACGCUUGUUGCCACGCACGACGCCGGCCACAUUGAUGCUGUCGACGCCGGCACCAGACAAUAUCCUCUCCACACCACGCUGCCCUACGUGAACUCGACCAGACGCAUCAAAGAAGAGAGCCAGACCCCACCCCUUGACGAGAGGUUCUUUGCCAACAGGGUCCCUGCAAGGAGGCGUGCUCGCGCCUCACGAUGCCACACCGAGACAGGCUCGUGCAAGCGGGCCUCUCCUGACCACGAGUCCUCGCCAAGCGGCGACAAGAAGCGCAGGAUCCACACUACCAACAAGAGGUUCUGCCACAAGUGCAAGAAGAACUUCCCGAGCCGAACGUCCCUCGACGAGCACACAGGCUCGGAGCACCCCCGCCCCUACAUCUGCGUCUUCCAUUAUGCCGGCUGCAACGCCAGGUUCGACGCAAAGAACGAAUGGAAGCGCCACGUUAGCACCAAGCAUCUCGGCUUGAAGUACUGGGUCUGCACAGAGGGCAAGUGCGCCGACGAGCGGCAGUCGGCCUACCAGCGAUACGCGGGCCUGCCAUCGUUUGGCAACAUCUUCAACCGCAAGGACCUCUACACCCAGCACAUUCGGCGCAUGCACGCCUCCGUCAUUGGCCAGGGCACUACAGACUACAGGGGCGCAGAUGCCAGAUCUGACCUCAUGGUCAAGAAGAUGCAGGAAGAUGCCCUGCGCAUCAGAUGCAGACUCCCAACCUGGAUGCCUUGCCCCGUGCAGGCGUGCGACAAGUCCUUCACCGGGGCCACCGCUUGGGACGAGCGGAUGGAGCACGUGGCCCAGCAGCACUUUGACAAUGCAGCUGCCGGCCGGGAGCCUGCCGUCGAGUUUGGAGGCGCUCAUGACACCGUCUUGACUGAGUGGGCGCAGCGCGCUGACAUUCGUAUUGUCAAGAGGACCGAGGUUGGGUGGGAGCUCUGUGAACCCCUGAAGGGAGAGACGGAGUACAGAAUGGCCACCCCAGAUGCUGAGGAGUGA